CUCGCCGCCUCCUCCCGCGCCCCGCGGCGCGGCCACCCCCUCGGCGGCGGGACGGGAGGGGCGCGGCUGCCUCCGCCCGGCGGCGGCGGGAGGCAUCGGCCCGCGGGUGUCCGGUGGGCCGGCGGGAGGCGGGGCGGGGAGGAGAGGCCCCGCGCGGGGUGGACCGUUAGGCGCCAGAUGUUUGGCAGCGGUCGGGGAGGCAGGCGCUGCCGGGGCCCUGAGUCCCGCCCGAGCCGCGCCGGAGCAGGCAGGGCCCCGCCAUGGCCCGCGCAGCUCCCCCGGCAGUGCCGCCGCCCCCGGGGCCGCCGGCCCGCGGGUCCCUCAGCCUCCACCGCGCCUACCUACGGAGCCCGCUGGGGCUGCUGCGGCUGGGGCAGCUGGCGCUGGGCGCUGCUUUCUGGGUGACGGUGGCAGCUCACAGGUACGAAGGGGCGGCCCACUUCGCCCUCUUCGCUGCUGUCCUGGUCUGGCUUCUCACCCUGGCCCUGUUCGGGCUGAGCCUUCUGGGACGCUGGGCACUAGUGCCCUGGCUGGGCUCCCGCUGGCUCCUCACCAACCUGGUGCACGACCUGGUGCUGGGCGUGGGGCUCUAUGCGGCUGCCACAGGCAUCAUGGGCUACAAGGCCAAGCAGAAAAGUUACUGCAACCUGCCAGGCUACAGCCAGCACUGCCUGUACGGUGCCUACCUGAGCGCCUCUGUCUGCGGGGGCAUCACUGCCUGCCUGUACCUCUUCUCCGGGCUCUACUGCCUGUCACGGCGCUGCCGGGACCAGCGUGACAUCAUCUGAGACCCCGCAGCCCCCAGCUCCCCUUCUCCUCACCCACGGAUGGAGAGCAGCCUCACUUUGGGACAAAAUGACCCUGCCACCUCAUCCCCUCCUGGCUGACUGCACCACGCUUCCUCUGGAGACUCCUGCACAGACGGAUGAACAGACUGAGGCCUUCCUGAGCACGGCUUCCCCUGCAUCCCGCCGAGACAGCGUGGACUCCUGACUGACCGCACCACACUUCCUCUGGUGACUACCAUGCAGAAAGAUGAACAGACCGAGGUCUUCCCAAGCACAGCUUCCCCUGCAUCCCACCGAGGCAGCGUGGAGACCCAGCUGCUGCACAGACCCCUCUCCCAGCCCUGGGCAGAUGUAGGCUAUUGCAAGUGGAAGCACCCAAGCGGAGAGCCCCUAGGAGGGAACCUAAUUCCUGGGAACCCCCCAGGACCUCUGCUCAACUCCCUUGCCCCCAGCCUCGCAGGUGCUGCAUGCUCAGGUGGGUGCUGACCUGUCCCCAGGGCAGAGGGGACUGGCCUGGGGUAGCUGGGAAGGGGACAGUGGUGUGUAGCGGGGAUGGGUGGGUGCAGCCUUCCCGAUCUGCUGGCAGCCCCCUCCUGCUGUUACCAACUGCGCAGCGCCUCCACAGAUCCCUAAUGGAGGCUCUGAUCUCCACUUCCCCAGCCCAGGCCCCUCCUCCCAUCUGGCCUGAACAUGUCUGCCGUCUUGCGGAAUCCCUGCGGGGUUCAGCCCCUCCCUGCCCUGCACUCUGGGGGUGUGGGGACACAAAGUCUGACCCGGUGUUUUCCCAGGUGCCGGGACACACUGUCCUGUUUGGGAGCUGAGCCCACACAGGUCAGCAAGGCCUCCAUUGCUGCCGGGCAAGAGGUAGGAUGAGCAGGGCCAUGGCCUGGUCCUGUGACCCUGGGAAGGGGAUAAAUCCCUCCCAUCCUUGGGGUUUGUACUGCCCUGGGAUGGGGCCAGGUGCCCCUGGAGUUGAGGGGAGUAAGGCAGCAAGUUGUUCUCUCCACCUGCCCUCCUGCUGUGAGGUUUGUGGCUGAGCUGACAGGCUCACAGGUGCUGCUUGGUUUGUCAGUGUGGAAUACUCAUCUUGGGACUCUCUGGCUCCAUCUCAGAGCUGCCCACUUGCUGUGGUGAGCCAGAGGGCAAAGCGAGCCUGGCAGCAUGGGGGUGCUGGGCUGCCAUGGGGUAGCUGGGGCCAGGUGUUGCACGGACACAGCUGGACUUGGGAAACAAGAAAGAGGACACCGGCAGCAGGGCCAGCCCAGUCCUGCAUCAGCCUCCACAGCCUGCUGGGUGCCAAGCCUUGAAGAGGCCAUGUACAGCCAGCUGGAGGAGUGGGUAUCCAGAGACUGGAAUUUUUAGAGGAGCACCAUGCCAGGGCUGUCCUGCCACAAGCCCUUUUCACCCUGUCUGGAGACAGGCCCUCUGCGUCACUCCUGGAUGGGGGAGGGUGGGUACCAGGCUCUGCAUGGGCUCAGAUCAGUGGGAUGGGUGUCCCCUGCUAUGGGCUGGGCUCUGGGCAUGGACUUCCUGGCCAUGGGGUCUGGAUGUUGCCUGGGGUUCCCUGGUGCCUUUUUUUGGGGUGGAGAGCAGCAGCUGUGAUUCCCCUGGGGCUUGGAGGGAUCUGGGGUUUGUGCUGGGUCACUGCUUCCAUCAUGAGGUGCUGUCUCAGCUGCUCCCACCUUGUGCUGGGGGAACUGCCAGCCCCCAGGACAUCAACCCCUUCCCUGGGCAGGACGUGCUAUCCCUACCCUGUGUCAGGGCUGGUCCCUGGCACUUCUUGCCCGUGCUUGCUCCAGUAUAGCCCUGGCCCAGGCUACCAAAGUUGGGGGUCCUGGCCCACGCUGCCAAAGAUGGGGCUUCUGUCACCACAAGUGCCUUUCUCCAGCUUUCUGCCUGUUGUGCUCACUCUGUCCUCCUCCAGCCCUCUCCCCAGUGCCUAUGGAUUUACCUUCCAAAUAAAGAAACAU
Apus apus (common swift) is the source of this 2758-nucleotide messenger RNA. It is a transcript of the gene MARVELD1, whose product is annotated as MARVEL domain containing 1. The transcript has a single exon. NCBI's taxonomy places the organism in Eukaryota, Metazoa, Chordata, Aves, Apodiformes, Apodidae. Gene Ontology annotation, cellular component: membrane. Gene Ontology annotation, molecular function: structural constituent of myelin sheath. The record is from RefSeq and is a predicted model, not a curated record. Bases 261 to 788 code for a protein of 175 amino acids. Gene Ontology annotation, biological process: myelination.